UUUACCAGAUGCUGGUGGAGCGAUGACGCAGCUUUGCUUUCUUUGCCCAUCCCGUCGAAUGAUGAGGUGAUUUCAUGCCAAGGCUGCCUAGGAGACGUGCCGCUGCGAGCAGGGCGGGGAAGAACAGCAAUGGGUUGGGGAGAAGUUGAGGAGGAGGAGGAGGAGGAGGUGGGAGUACGGCUCACUCGCCUUGUGGUGCAGUCGCUUGCUUGCCUGCCUGCCUGCCUGCCCGCUUUCCUGCCUGCCUCCCUCCCUCCUCCUUGUCAGGAUUCCUGGUUCAUAGCCGUUGCUCCUGCUCUUGACAGAAAUAUCUUGCCUUUACACUUAGUUGCAAAUCUGUAGAAGACUACUUUCUUCAUUACCCAGCCACAGAAUGUGCGGAGAUAUUUUUUUUAAAGCUAUUUUUCAUGUCAGCUGCACUUUUUCCACAGUUAAGAACUAUAACCAUGUUUGAAAGGCAGUGACCUACUCUUUUCAAGAAACUUAAAAGGCAUAAUGAUAUCCACAGCACCUGUAUUCUGCACUUGAUGCAGAGAGGCUCAUGCCUUCCACUGUAUUUGACUUGGAAUUUGCCUCAAUGCGUGUGCUCCCCCCUCCAAGUUAUCUGGCUUGCAAAACUGGGAAAGCAGCAACGGCUGCUCAUCUUUGGCAGUAGAAGAUUAUGGUGGCGGCUCAGCACUAGGAAUCCAGCAGCAGCAGAGCAAGACUCGGGAUGCAUUUUCACUAAAAAUCCUCAGCAUUAGGAAGGGCAGCUGAAUGAUUUGGCAGCUGAGCAAAAAUUGAGAUCAUUUAUAACAAGGAAGCAGGAAAAGCAAGAACGUGGGGCUGGGGGCAAUAGCUCCAGUUUUUUUCUGUGCUUUUAGGGAGGGAGGUUGUCAUGGCAGAUCGGACUGCUCCUAGAUGCCAGCUCCAUCUGGAGUGGGUAUAUGGGUAUAGGGGUCAUCAGUGCCGCAACAACCUGUACUACACAGCAGGCAAAGAAGUGGUUUACUUUGUGGCUGGAGUCGGCGUGGUUUAUAACACCAGAGAGCAUACACAGAAAUUUUUCCUGGGGCACAAUGAUGACAUUAUCAGCCUAGCUUUGCAUCCUGAUAAAACCCUUGUGGCUACAGGACAAGUUGGCAAGGAACCUUAUAUCUGCAUCUGGGAUUCUUACAAUGUACAGGCUGUCUCUGUCCUAAAAGAUGCACAUACCCAUGGAGUUGCCUGCUUGGCUUUUGAUUCAGAUGGCCAGCGUUUAUCUUCAGUGGGGUUGGAUGCCAAAAACACAGUCUGCAUUUGGGAUUGGAAGAAAGGAAAACUACUGGCAUCAGCUACUGGCCACUCAGAUAGGAUUUUUGAUAUUUCCUGGGAUCCAUAUCAACCUAACCGAGUGGCUAGCUGCGGAGUGAAACAUAUCAAGUUUUGGACACUGUGCGGAAAUGCCUUGACAGCCAAAAGAGGAAUAUUUGGCAAAACAGGAGACUUACAAACUAUCCUGUGUUUGUCUUGUGUGAAAGAUGAUGUUACGUUCUCUGGUGCUUUAAAUGGAGACGUCUAUGUCUGGAAAGGGCUCACCUUAGUCCGCACAAUACAAGGAGCUCAUAGUGCUGGAAUUUUUAGUAUGUAUGGAUGUGAAGAAGGGUUUGCAACUGGUGGAAGAGAUGGCUGCAUUCGACUGUGGGAUAUUGAUUUCAAGCCAAUAACUAAAAUUGAUCUCAGGGAGACUGAGCAAGGAUAUAAAGGUUUAUCUAUCAGAAGCGUGUGUUGGAAAGCAGAUCGGCUUCUAGCAGGAACACAGGACAGUGAAAUAUUUGAAAUUAUUGUGAGAGAAAGAGACAAGCCAAUGCUUAUAAUGCAAGGUCACUGUGAAGGCGAGCUCUGGGCUCUGGCAGUCCACCCCAAAAAGCCAUUAGUUGUUACUGGCAGUGAUGAUCGAUCUGUGCGCUUAUGGAGUCUUGCUGAUCACGCUUUGAUUGCCCGAUGCAAUAUGGAAGAAGCUGUGCGGAGUGUAUCUUUCAGCCCUGAUGGAUCUCAGCUGGCUCUGGGAAUGAAAGAUGGCUCUUUUAUUGUUCUGAGAGUAAGAGAUAUGACAGAAGUUGUUCAUAUCAAAGAUCGGAAAGAAGUAAUUCAUGAAAUGAAGUUUUCACCAGAUGGCUGCUAUCUUGCAGUGGGUUCUAAUGAUGGUCAGGUAGAUAUCUAUGCAGUUGCUCAGCGGUAUAAGAAAACUGGAGAAUGCAGCAAGUCUUCUAGUUUUAUCACUCAUAUUGACUGGUCUCUAGACAGUAAAUUCUUGCAAACAAAUGAUGGUGCAGGAGCACGCUUCUUCUACAGGAUGCCAUCUGGAAAACAUUUGGCAAACAAAGAUGAGAUCAAAGGAAUUUGUUGGGCUUCAUGGACCUGUGUGAUAGGAUCAGAAGUAAAUGGAAUCUGGCCAAAGUACAGUGAUGUUACAGACAUUAACUCUGUAGAUGGAAAUUAUAAUAAUACAGUUUUAGUGACUGGAGAUGAUUUUGGACUAGUUAAAUUAUUCAGAUUUCCAUGUCUUAAAAAAGGUGCAAAAUUCAGAAAAUAUAUUGGCCAUUCUGCUCAUGUUACAAAUGUCCGCUGGUCACAUGACUUCCAAUGGGUAAUCAGUACAGGAGGUGCAGAUCAUUCUGUUUUUCAAUGGCGGUUUAUUCCUGAAGGUGUAACAACUGGAAUCCUUGAAGCAGCCCGUAUAGAAUGUGGCAUAGAUUCAUACAGUGAAGAAUCAGAUUCUGAUUUAUCAGAUGUGCCAGAAUUAGAUUCAGAUAUUGAACAAGAAGCUCAAAUCAAUUAUGUUCGGCAGGUUUACAAAGAAGAUCUACCUCAACUGAAACAACAACGUAAAGAGAAAAGCCACUCAGUGCCCUUCCUUAAGAGAGAGAAAGCUCCUGAUGACAGUUUAAAGCUGCAAUUUAUACACGGUUAUAGAGGCUAUGAUUGUCGAAAUAAUUUAUUCUACACACAGACUGGAGAAGUGGUCUAUCAUAUUGCUGCUGUUGCUGUGGUGUAUAAUAGACAGCAGCACACCCAAAGACUAUAUCUUGGUCAUGAUGAUGACAUUCUCAGCCUUGCUAUCCAUCCUAUGAAAGAUUAUGUUGCUACUGGACAGGUUGGGAGAGAUGCUGCUAUUCACAUUUGGGAUAUACAGAUGCUCAAAUGUUUGUCACUGCUAAGAGGCCAUCACCAAAGGGGAAUAUGUGCACUUGACUUUUCAGCUGAUGGGAAAUGCUUAGCUUCAAUUGGAUUAGAUGACAAUCAUACCCUUGUACUGUGGGACUGGAAAAAAGGAGAAAAGAUGGCAGUGACCAGGGGUCACAAAGAUAAGCUCUUCGUAGUAAAGUGCAACCCUCAUCAUGCUGAUAAACUAGUGACUGUUGGAAUAAAGCACAUCAAAUUUUGGCAACAAACAGGUGGUGGUUUUACCUCAAAACGUGGCAUGUUUGGAAAUAUUGGGAAGCAGGAAACCAUGAUGAGUAUUUCCUAUGGACGGAUAGAGGAUUUCGUUUUCUCUGGAUCUGCAACUGGAGAUAUUUAUAUCUGGAAAGAUGUUUUGUUGGUUAAGACAGUAAAAGCUCACGAUGGCCCUGUAUUUGCUAUGCAUGCUUUAGAUAAGGGCUUUGUGACAGGUGGGAAGGAUGGUGUUGUGGCACUUUGGGAUGAUACAUUUGAGAGGUGCUUGAAGACAUAUGCCAUCAAAAGAGCAGCACUCUCUCCUGGGUCUAAAGGGUUGCUGCUGGAAGAUAAUCCAUCAAUCCGUGCCAUCACUUUAGGACAUGGGCAUAUACUGGUGGGAACAAAAAAUGGAGAGAUUCUUGAAAUUGAUAAAACUGGUCCCAUGACUCUACUUGUGCAGGGCCAUAUGGAAGGAGAAGUCUGGGGUCUAGCAGCACAUCCCCUCUUGCCUAUCUGUGCAACAGUGAGUGAUGAUAAAACUCUAAGGAUCUGGGAGCUUUCCUCCCAACAUCGUAUGCUGGCAGUGCGAAAACUUAAAAAAGGUGGACGAUGCUGUGCCUUCUCCCCUGAUGGGAAAGCCUUGGCAGUUGGAUUGAAUGAUGGAAGCUUUCUGGUUGUGAAUGCUGAUACUUUGGAAGAUAUGCUUUCUUUCCAUCACAGAAAAGAAAUGAUAUCUGACAUCAAAUUUUCUCGAGAUUCAGGAAAAUACCUGGCGGUGGCUUCCCAUGAUAACUUUGUAGAUAUUUACAACGUACUUACCAGCAAAAGAGUUGGAAUCUGCAAAGGAGCAUCUAGCUAUAUCACACACAUAGAUUGGGAUUCAAGAGGGAAGUUACUACAAGUCAAUUCUGGUGCCAAAGAACAAAUCUUCUUUGAAGCUCCAAGAGGAAAGAGGCAUAUAAUAAGAGCCACAGAGAUUGAAAAGAUGGGAUGGGACACCUGGACAUGUGUUCUUGGUCCUACUUGUGAAGGAAUUUGGCCAAUGCAUAGUGAUGUCACUGUUAUCAACGCAGCUUCCCUUACUAAAGAUAGCACUCUCUUAGCUACAGGGGAUGACUUUGGGUUUGUAAAAUUCUUCAGAUAUCCAGUAAAGGGUCAGCACGCCAAGUUUAAGAAGUAUGUGGGUCAUAGUUCCCAUGUCACCAAUGUCCGGUGGUUACAUAAUGAUUCUGUGCUGUUGACAGUGGGUGGUGCUGACACUGCCCUGAUGAUCUGGACUCGAGAAUUUGUUGGAACCCAGGAAAGCAAGUUAGUUGACAGUGAGGAAUCAGAUACUGAUGCAGAAGAAGAUGGAGGUUAUGACAGUGAUGUUGCACGUGAAAAAGCAAUUGAUUAUACUACAAAGAUCUAUGCAGUGAGCAUCCGAGAGAUGGAAGGCACAAAGCCACACCAACAAUUAAAGGAAGUUUCAGUAGAAGAAAGGCCACCAGUCAGCAGAGCUGCUCCUCAACCCGAGAAACUACAAAAGAAUAAUAUCAACAAAAAAAAGAAAGUGGUUGAGGAACUGUGUUUAGAUCAUGUCUUUGGAUAUCGUGGAUUUGAUUGCCGCAAUAACCUUCAUUACCUCAAUGAUGGUGCUGAUAUUAUUUUCCAUACUGCAGCAGCAUGCAUAGUUCAAAAUCUCUCAACAGGAAGUCAAAGUUUCUACCUGGAACAUACAGAUGACAUCCUCUGCCUAACAGUCAACCAACACCCAAAAUAUAAAAGUAUUGUGGCCACCAGCCAGAUUGGUACUACACCGUGUAUUCACAUAUGGGAUGCAAUGACUAAGCAGACUCUAUCUAUGCUGCGCUGCUUCCAUUCUAAAGGAGUGAACUAUGUUAACUUCAGCGCAACUGGCAAACUUCUGGUGUCUCUAGGAGUUGAUCCAGAGCAUACAAUCACAGUAUGGAGAUGGCACGAAGGUGCUAAAAUUGCAAGCAGAGGAGGUCACCUAGAGAGAAUCUUUGUUGUAGAGUUUCGUCCAGAUUCUGAUACCCAGUUUGUUUCUGUUGGAGUAAAACACAUGAAGUUCUGGACUCUUGCUGGAAGUGCUUUGCUCUAUAAAAAGGGAGUGAUAGGUUCGUUGGAUGAUGCGAAAAUGCAAACCAUGCUUUCGGUGGCAUUUGGAGCAAAUAAUCUCACUUUCACUGGUGCCAUCAAUGGAGAUGUUUAUGUGUGGAAAGAUCACUUUCUAAUUCGACUUGUGGCAAAAGCUCACACUGGCCCCGUCUUUACGAUGUAUACCACUCUUCGCGAUGGGCUCAUAGUUACUGGCGGGAAAGAGAGACCAACGAAAGAAGGAGGGGCUGUAAAACUAUGGGAUCAAGAGAUGAAGCGCUGCAGAGCCUUUCAACUUGAGACGGGACAGAUUGUGGAAUGUGUGCGCUCAGUGUGUCGAGGAAAGGGUAAAAUUUUAGUGGGGACCAAAGAUGGAGAAAUCCUUGAAGUUGGAGAAAAAAAUGGUGCUUCUAAUCUUCUAAUUGAUAGCCACAUGGAAGGAGAAAUUUGGGGCCUGGCAACUCAUCCAUCCAAAGAUAUAUUCAUAUCAGCUAGUAAUGAUGGGACUGCAAGGAUCUGGGACCUUUGUGAUAAAAAACUUCUGAAUAAAGUUAAUUUGGGCCAUGCUGCAAGAUGUGCUGCCUACAGUCCAGAUGGCGAGAUGGUUGCUAUUGGCAUGAAGAAUGGAGAGUUUAUUAUUUUGCUUGUCAACAGUCUUAAAGUUUGGGGCAAAAAAAGAGAUAGAAAAUCUGCUAUCCAGGACAUCAGAAUCAGCCCUGAUAAUCGGUUUUUGGCAGUGGGUUCACAGGAACAUACUGUAGACUUCUAUGAUCUCACACAAGGCACAACCUUGAAUCGAAUCGGCUAUUGCAAAGACAUCCCAAGUUUUGUCAUUCAAAUGGAUUUUUCAGCAGAUGGCAAAUACAUUCAGGUAUCAACUGGUGCCUACAAACGUCAAGUCCAUGAGGUGCCACUAGGAAAGCAAGUGACAGAUACAGCAUUUAUUGGAAAGAUCACAUGGGCUACCUGGACAAGUAUCCUUGGGGAUGAAGUCAUUGGUAUUUGGCCCCGAAACGCAGAUAAGGCAGAUGUCAACUGUGCCUGUGUGACCCAUGCUGGCUUGAACAUUGUCUCUGGAGAUGACUUUGGGCUAGUCAAACUCUUUGAUUUUCCAUGUACUGAAAAAUUUGCCAAACAUAAGCGUUACUUUGGUCAUUCUGCACAUGUCACCAACAUACGCUUUUCUCAUGAUGACAAGCAUGUUAUCAGCACAGGAGGAGAUGACUGCAGUGUAUUUGUUUGGCGAUGUCUUUAAAGGUCACAACUCUCCAGGAUCAUUCUUGCCACCACUGCCAUUCGAGUGCCAAACAGUAAAUGCAUGGCUGCGAUUUCGAACUGUUUAUUUAUUUAUGAAAGACACAAUUAGACUAUGUAAUACAUCCCCAAAUAUAUGCAACCAUGGGGAAAUCAAAUAUUACAUAAUUUGAUAUUGACUUUUAAAUAAUUAUUCUAAUAUAUACUAAAAAUCUGUCUUGCCAAAUUAAAUAUUCAGGAAUACAAUGCCAAGUCCAGGGUCUCAAACUCAAAUUGUCACAAGUGCCAUGUCUUAGCCUGACGGCCAGAAGACUGAAGCCUUCCUGCGCAUGAAUUAAGUCCAAAAUGGAAAGUAUCACAUGUCAUGUAACAUAAUAUAUUGUGCUCUUAAAUCAAACUUUAUUACAAAGCAAAGCUACUUGCAAGGCAGCCAUUUUGGCCACUUGGCUGGCAGCAUUUUCCAUUAACUAUAAUACCAAUAUCUGGUUUUAUUACAUGAUGUAUAGUUUUUUCUAAAUCCCAUUAAGAAUAAUACCGGCUAGGGCUAGUCCUAUCGACUAUAAUCUUAAGAUUUAAAGGUUUCCCCUGCCCAGUCAUGACUGACUCAAAGGGGCGGUGCUCAUCUUGAUUCUUAGCUGAGGGAGCCUGCAUUGUCUGAGACGCUUUCAUCAUCAUGUGGCCAGCAUGAAAAUACGGAAGACAGUAACCUUUGUGCUGAAGCAGGACCUAUUUAUCUAUUUUAAUCUAUUCUCAUUUGCAUGCUUUCAAGCAGCUCGAUUGGCAGGAGUUGGAGUGAGUAAUGGGAACUCAUCCCAUUGUGCAGUUUGUCAGCUGUCCAGCUGACAAGCCCAAUGUCUUAACCGCUAAGCCAUCAUGCACCUCUCGUCCCAAUUAAGAGCAGCCAAAAUCCUGCUUUUCUUCUUAUUGAGCAGGCUUCUCUUUCAGACUUUUAUUUAUUCACCACUUUCGUCCUCUUGCCUGUUCUUGUCACUAGCCAAGCUCUCCUCCAUUUGUUGGGUGAUGCCCUGCUUGGUAUAGGAAUGCUCACAGCAAGGCAACCAGGCCAGCCCCUUGGAGAUCUCAGUGCUGCCUCAGAGCCCCUUCUUGGAGGGGGUGCUGCCAGUGCAGCACAGAUUGCACAGCCCAACCAACCAGGCUCAGCUGUUGCCAAGAGAACUACAUGAUUGGUUCAAAAUGAGUCUCUUUGGUGCCUGCAUGUAUAGAUAUCUGUACAUAGGUCCCUGACCUCAGUGUCCAUAAGAUCUUAAGUAAUGGACCACACAAAAUUAUUUCAAUGGCCAUGAAUUUGGGACCCCUGAUGAGGCUUCAGCAGUGUAUUUAAAAAAAAUGAAAGACUUCAAUGUGAAAAUAGUGAAGGCAAGCUUCCUUAAUUCUUAAACUUGUUCCAUCAUUCCUAAAGAUUAUUAGGGACAGGAUACAUUAAGAUAAAAGCAGGGUUUGGUUCAUGGCUGAUUUUAUUUUAAAAAAUGAAAGAGUUAGCAGUGCUUUCUCCCUUCUUCCCUUAAGUGUAUUAGAUGAAAUUAUUUUUGCCAUGUUUCUACAAAGUGCCUUUUGAAAACUUUUCAGAUACUGCAGGAUAUAACAAUCUUCUGCCAUUGCCUAUUUUCUGCUCAUGGUGCUAAAAGCUACAAACUGACGAGGGCUGACGGUCACUUUUUCCCCUAAAUGUCACCAUGUUUAUUUUUUUAUUUAUUUUACUAAAUUUCACCUUCUCUCUUAAUAUCAACAGCAAAGAGUAAAGGUACAAGGCAGACAUUAAAAAUAAUGGUCAGUCAGUUUGACACUACAUUUGGAAAUAGUUCAGAAUAGAAGAAUGAAAUGAAAAAUGAAUAAAUACCCCUCCUUUCCUUCCCAUUUGAGAUACAUUUUUCAAUACUUUUUAUCCAGCCAAGCAAUAGCCAAGAUGGCAUUUUAACUUCAAGGGGGAGGGGGGGGGAGUCCCCUUUCCUUCAUGAAGUGGUUCAAGGGCAUUUGUUUUACUUACAGGCCAGUGAUAAAUUGGCAAUCAUACACAUUUGUGAUGGUAGGGGACCAUUUAACUAUAGAAGUUGAGGAGCUUAUUGCAAUUGCUGAAGCCUGCAGUUUUUCAGUGGCUAAUGACCAGGAUGAUGAUACUUUUACCUUCAAUAUCAUAGGUGACAUGCCUCACUUGAAUGCAACUACUGAUGGUCACAGGCAGGAAUGUACUAUUAUGUCCUGCUUGUGGGCUUCCCAAAGGCCAUGGGAAAUAGAUUGCUGGACUAAGGUAGCUUUUGAUCUUGUCCAGCACAACUCUUACUUUCUGUAACUCGUGCAGUGAAACAAUCCUAGAUUCAGUUCUUUGUAGCAUUAGUUUAUUUAACAAUCGGUAGCGAGGUGAAAAAAAAAAGGGAAAUGUCCUAGUCUGCAUUGAAGAUUAGAGGAAUCAGGUUGAAGGUAUAGAUUCUUUAAAAAGGAACAAAUUCCUUUUAGAACUGAUGCAAGCAAAAAGGGAAAGGGGGCAUGUUUCUGAUAUAAUAAUCAAUGUAUACAACACAAAAGUGCUUCUGUAAAUUUAAUGGACUGCUGUAUGUGUGUGUGUUAUUUGAUUAAUGCAAUAUGUUAAUGCCUUAUACUCCUUUAUUUCAUACAUAUGUCCUAUGCAGUCUUAUUCUUUUAUUUUUCAUAAGGAAAGUUUCCCAUUUUAGCCAAUGUAACCAUAUCCAUCUGGUGAUGUCAGGUGGUCACCUUGUUUGCCUCUGUUGUAAUACUGGCCUUUCAUAUGGAGUGCAUCUUGAAUCUGUAACAGAAUGAGCUGCUGUAUAGUCAAAAUGUGCAAGAAAAGUGAAGAUGAAUAAUAUAUUUGUGUGUGGAAGAAAUCUUGUUCAUAUCAUUUAGAACUUUAUGCUUAAAUUUGAUGCUGUAUUAUAAUGUAAAUUGAAAUAGUACUGCAUGAAUUUAUUUUUGAAAUGAUUCAGUAAAAGUUUUAUUAUUUGAAAACUGAUGCCAGAUUUUCUUUGGGAACAUCCAGCAUACUGGAAAGAACAAUAUGUUUCUUGUGGAACAGAGGAAAAUAUUAGUGGUUGACUUAUUCCAAGACAAAGCUUUUAAAAUGCCUUAAUAUUCAACCAUUUUUAUCACAUUAUCUUAAACAAACAUGUUCCUUAGAAUUGUUAUUAAAAAGAGUGGCAUGAUAGUAAUAUUAGAUAUAUUACAUUUAAUAUAGUUAAAACAUGUUCCCCAAAUUGAUACAUUGCAUCAUGUAAAACUGCAUUUAAUUUGCUGCUUUGUUUUGGUUGGGAUACUACAUUUUGCAUUUAUACACAAAAAAAUUCUGAUUACUUUUCAGCAAAAUCCAUUGAGAAUUAAGGUGGUACUAAACUAGAAUAUAACUAUGGCUUUAACUGGAUAAUCAAGCAGUAAUGUGCAUAUGCAUAAGUCAACCACAUCAACAGAAAUCCUAAUGUUGGGUAUAAAUCAAUCAUUUUUAGUGAUAAUUGUUCAUACGCUUAGUUGUGAAGCAUGAUAUAGCAUGUUAAGUGCAAUCACAUUUACACAUAUGAGUCCAUACACUUUAUUGAUAACUCAAAAUUGUUUUCUUUUUACAUUUCACAAUGCAUCCCACAGACGUAGUUCAAUACAGCUUAAACCCCACAUGUAUUUGAAAUGUCCAAAUGGCAUUUGCAGCAUUGGGGUAAAAUCCACUGACCCAUGCACAGAUGCUGAGGAUUCCAAGCACAAUGGAAAACAAGCAUGCCGGGGGCUCCUUGUUCUGCCUGCAAGGAUCUGAGGAUCACAUCAUCAGAAAUUCAUUCCACAGAUUCAUAGUUUUGAGAACUGUAAACUUGUUUACUUAAAAUAGACUAUAGGAGUUUGUGCAACAAAGGAUAUGGCAGAAACUGUAAUGUGCAGAGUUGCUUUUGUUUAUUUAAUAGGUACUAGUUUUUUUCUGAAAAUUUAAGCUAAUAUAUUAAGGAGCUCAAAAAAAAACCUCAGUUCAUUUAUCUAGUAUUUCAAUCACUAUGGAGGAGCUGGACAUCCUAAGCAGCUGUAACACACUAUAUAUUUAAUUUUAUAUUGGCAAUUGAUAAAAUAGUAGAAUUAAAAGCACAGUACAGCUAAACU
Messenger RNA from Thamnophis elegans (Western terrestrial garter snake), 10857 nucleotides. RefSeq names its product EMAP like 6 (gene EML6). The transcript has 42 exons. Bases 878 to 6754 code for a protein of 1958 amino acids. The record is from RefSeq and is a predicted model, not a curated record. Gene Ontology annotation, molecular function: microtubule binding. NCBI's taxonomy places the organism in Eukaryota, Metazoa, Chordata, Lepidosauria, Squamata, Natricidae.